AUGGCGAUUCCUCGCGACGAUGACACCUUCGAAGCGGCGCUAUCUCUACUCGACGACUGUGUCUUCGGCGAAGCAGGUGAUGACAGCCUUCCUAGCCUGUACGCUGACUCACCACCCACGCGAGAACGAGCCAAGUCCUCCAAUACAGCAGACAAGCCGCGUCGACAAGCAGAAUACAACGAGAAGAGGAGGCUGCUCCGUAAGGCGGGUGUGUAUGGUGACCCAAAUCGAGCGCGCAAUGCUCGUAAGAAAGAAGCUGCUGACCUCCGCGAGCUAGUGGAGAGGCUUCACCUGGAUCUGAAAGUCUUGCGCAGUCGACAUAUCUCUGUAACACAUCAACAGAGUUCACGUGCGGUGGUCUCCACUCCAGGUAUACCCAACAAGUGGCAGGAGAUUGCACGUAUACAACGUCGUCGCCGCAAUGAGGCAGAACACUACAACAUCCGCUUAAAACACGCGCUGGGUAGUCAGCAGGAGGUGGCGAACAAGUUGUUUGGGCUACUGCGCAAGCGAGCAACUCAACUGGCGAAUGAAUACUCGUCCCUGAUGAACUUGGUUUGUGCCAAGAACUACAUGGUCGAUGUAUUGGACUUCCGCGGUGACACUGGAACAUUUCAGGAGCUGCUGUGUCGGCUGGACGUUGCGUACCGAGCUCUUGACACGGUCUUCACUGCAAAUGGACUCAGUAACCUGACUGCCACUCCUUGUGAUAUUCAUAUUCGCGAAGGUGUCGAAGGCAAAUAUCUCGAGUUCUUCUCCUAUAAAGUUUUGCCUUUCGAUGUUCGCGAAACAACCGACGCUGCAUGGAACCAUUUCAAAGGCGUCGAGAAACACCUAGGCAACGGCAGUAUAUACAAGAAAGCGGAAAAGGAUCUUGACGAGCCAUACACCAUUGUAGCAGACUUCACGAAGGAAGUCUACUCCAACGAUGCUCGAGCUGACAUCAAGGUGAAGCAAAUUGUACGCCGUUUUGUUGAACCCGGCCGCGAUAUCGUGCUUUGGGUCGCUCGUGCAAAGCCAGCUGAGAUCAAGCACAAAAUGCUGCGUGGUUUGACGUACCGCUCGCGAGGGUACGCAGUAACACAGCGAUUCCCAGAUUCGCCACCUGACCGAGACUUAUCAGUGCUCAAGCAGUGUUCUCGGAUUUCGCUCGACCACGAAGUUGAUACGAGAUACAGUCCCGAAGACGUUCGUACGCUCACAACCUUUCUCAUUGCGAACGCGGCGCAAAACAUGCGGGUUCACCGCCAGCUCAUCGAGAACGCGCUGAUCGAACGAGGCCGAACAAACUGGUCGUUGUGA
This is a messenger RNA of Phytophthora nicotianae INRA-310, 1302 nucleotides long. RefSeq lists its product as hypothetical. The transcript has 2 exons. Bases 1 to 1302 code for a protein of 433 amino acids. Lineage: Eukaryota; Oomycota; Peronosporomycetes; Peronosporales; Peronosporaceae. The record is from RefSeq and is a predicted model, not a curated record.